This is a messenger RNA of Heteronotia binoei (common prickly gecko), 5424 nucleotides long. RefSeq names its product SRC kinase signaling inhibitor 1 (gene SRCIN1). Gene Ontology annotation, cellular component: actin cytoskeleton; postsynaptic density; cytoplasm. The coding region runs from base 164 to 5107 and encodes 1647 amino acids. The transcript is spliced from 22 exons. The record is from RefSeq and is a predicted model, not a curated record. Gene Ontology annotation, biological process: regulation of dendritic spine morphogenesis. NCBI's taxonomy places the organism in Eukaryota, Metazoa, Chordata, Lepidosauria, Squamata, Gekkonidae.
AGUCAGUCGGCGAGAGGGAAGAGAGAGGCAGGCGGACAGACAGACAGACAGACGGAGGCAGAAGAAGAACAAAGCCCGGGCGACCAUGGGAAAUACACCAUCUCAAGGCAUGUCAAUGUUCAUCCAUUCUUAAGUAGCAGAUCCCGAGAGGACUAGUGCCCACAUGAUCUCGGCAGAUGAUGCAGAAUAUCCGCGGGAAUACCGGACCCUGGGCAACGGCACACGCCGCUUCUCCAAUGUAGGGCUGGUGCACACCUCGGAACGCCGGCACACUGUCAUUGCCGCCCAGAGCCUAGAAGCCCUCACAGGGCUCCAGAAGUCUGAGAUGGAACGGAAGCGGGAUGCGUUUAUGGAUCACUUGAAGAGCAAGUACCCGCAGCACGCCCUGGCGAUCCGAGGCCAGCAGGAGAGAAUCCGAGACCAGCAACCCAACUACUGGAGCUUUAAGACCCGAAGUUCCCGGCACACUCAAGGUUCCCAGCCUGGCUUGGCGGAUCAAGCCAAACUCUCUUUUGCUUCAGCUGAGUCCUUGGAAACAAUGUCUGAAGCUGAGCUACCCAUUGGGUUCAACAGAAUGAACCGCUUCCGGCAAAGCCUGCCUCUCUCCCGUUCCACCAGCCAAACAAAACUCCGGUCACCAGGCAUCCUUUUCCUGCAGUUUGGGGAUGAGACGAGAAGGGUUCACAUCACUCACGAAAUCAGUAGCAUGGACACGCUGCACGCUCUCAUCGUCCACAUGUUUCCUCAGAAGCUAACAAUGGGGAUGCUGAAGUCGCCCAACACAGCCAUCCUGAUCAAGGACGAAUCCCGCAAUGUCUUCUACGAACUGGAGGAUGUCAGGGACAUCCAGGACAGAAGCAUUAUCAAAAUCUACCGGAAAGAGCCUCUCUAUGCCUCCUUCCCUGGAUCCCACAUUACCAAUGGCGACUUGCGGAGAGAGAUGGUCUACUCUUCCAGGGAGUCCUCCCCCACCCGGCGCCUAAACAGCAUGUCCCCUGCUUCUCACCUGACCUCUGGCUCUCCUCCACCGGUGCUCCAGUCAUCCUCCCCGUCCCGUUCCCGCAUGUCUUACAGCGGCGGGCGCCCACCUUCCUAUGCCGGCAGCCCUGUGCACCACGCCGAACGCCUCUCCAACCUACCACCUGCCCAGGGUGUAUCACCCAGCCCGAGCGCUAUCUUGGAACGCCGGGAUGUCAAACCGGAUGAGGAUCUGGCUGGGAAGAACAUGGUACUGGUGAAAAACGAGGGCCUGUACGCUGACCCCUACGGCAUGGUGCACGAGGGACGCUUGAGCAUCACAUCCACUCAGUCAUUAGCGGGGAUAGGAGACCCAUUUGCCUACCCUGGAGGGCUCUACAAGCGGGGUUCGGUCCGUUCUCUCAGCACCUAUUCAGCUGCUGCCCUGCAAACGGAACUGGAAGACAGUUUAUAUAAGCCCAAUGCACAGAUCUAUAGCGAUACCUACGGUCCAGGGAUGGGCUUCCGCUUGCCUCCAUCGUCCCCUCAGAAAAUUGCCGAUGGACGACUGGUGGAUGUCCAACAGAGCCAAAGUCCACACAGCCCUUACUCAGGGCCUCCCAGCCGGUCCUCGCCGGUCCGCCAGUCCUUCCGCAAAGACUCAUGCUCCUCAGUAUUCAUGGAAAGCCCUGUCAACAAGCCGCGGAACCCAAGCUCUUCAGGGCCUUCUGACCUUUUCCCUGGAUCUGGGGAACGCCCGCUUUCUGGUUUCAGCUCACCUGUGCCUGUCAAGGAUACGGAAACAAGGGAACGGAUGGAAGCAAUGGAAAAACAGAUCGCCAGCCUCACAGGAUUGGUGCAGAGUGCAUUGAUGCGAAGUUCUGAUGCGGAAACCCCCAAUGAGAGGACAGAAGGGACCAACGGAGGGACGCCUCCAUCAGCACCCCCCAGCCGAAGCAGCAUAGGAACCCCAGUGCCUGGCCCUCCACCCCCAUCGGCGUCCGGUACGCCAGCCGGGCAGCCCACGGCCAUCACCCGCCUGCACAUGCAGCUGCACCUUCAUGACCUGCAGCAGAAUGCCAGUGACCUCCGUAACCAGCUGCAGCAACUCAAAAAACUGCAGCUGCAAAACCAGGAGACCGUAAAGACGAUGCUGCGGCGGACAGAGACUGAGAUCAGCGUCCGGGUGAUGGACACUAUGCGGAAGCAGGAGGACCCCUUGCAUCGCCAGCGCACCCUGGUGGAGGAGGAGCGCCUACGCUACCUCAACGAGGAAGAGCUCAUCACUCAGCAGUUAAAUGACCUGGAAAAAGCUGUGGAGAAGAUACAGAAAGACUUCAGCCACAAUCACCGCCUUAUCUCUCCACAAGAGCUGGAGGAGAAGUCCUUGGUGCUUAAACAGCUGGGAGACACCUUGACAGAACUGAAGGCUAAUUUCCCCAGCCUGCAGAGCAAAAUGCGCGUGGUCCUCCGCGUGGAAGUCGAGGCAGUGAAGUUCCUCAAGGAAGAGCCCCACCGGCUGGACGGCCUGUUCAAGCGCUGCAAGUCAGCCACUGAUACCCUGGCCCAAGUUCGCAGGCAUGUGGACGAGGGCGUCUGGGACCCAUCCAGUAACCUUCUCAGCCAGUCACCAAAGAAGGUGGAGCCAGAAAACGACUUCAGCAAGGGCCUGGAUUUCGAGAUGCCCACCAGCCCCCCGAUAAACCUCCACGACUUGACCUCUUCAACUGAUAGCCUGGGGACAAGCAGCUUCGGACAAAGUUCAGGGCAGAGCCACAUCUCCAAGAGCAGCAACCCGUGCCGGGGGUUAGAGAUGGCUUCGGUCAAGACCCAGAUGGGCUCCGAGACCCCCAGCAAAAGGAAUGUGGACAGAUCAGUGUCUAUGGAGGCUGCAGAGCGAGACUGGGAGGAGAAGCGGGCAGCCUUGACCCAAUACAGCGCAAAGGACAUUAACCGCCUCCUGGAAGAGACCCAAGCGGAGCUGAUGAAAGCUAUUCCCGACUUGGAGUUUGCAGCCAAGCACAAGCAGACCUCCAGCAGCGGCGGCAGCGGAAGCGCAGCCUCCACCCCUGAGCACAAGCCCCCCAAGCCCCAGCACAUACAGAAGACCACAGCCAAAAUGGACCCCAAUGGUCGCCGGGGGUCAGAUGAGUUGACGGUGCCUAGAUAUCGAACCGAGAAGCCCUCCAAGUCUCCUCCCCCACCCCCACCUCGGAGAAGUUUCCCCUCCUCCCAUGGCCUCACAACCACUCGCACAGGAGAAGUGAUUGUCACCAGCAAAAAAGAAUCCAGCUUUAUGAAGAAAGCAGAGUCGGAAGAGCUGGAGACGCAAAAGCCACAAGUGAAACUGAGGAGGACCGUCUCGGAGGUCGCCCGGCCUGCUUCCACUCCCCCCAUCAUUGCCUCUGCCAUCAAAGAUGACGAUGAUGAAGACAGGAUCAUCGCUGAACUCGAGGUCUUUCAAAGAAGCUCUUCAUUUAUUCCUAAAUUCCGUUGCGACCAGCUUGCUCCAACUGCAGAAACGUGGCCCAAUGGGGCCACCGUAGCACCCGAAGGAUGGAAGGCGUUGCUUCCUGCCAGCCGUCGCGUCGCUGGGGCAAACUUCAGCUCCCACAGCCUCCCACGAGCCCCAGCAUCACAAUCCCAGGAGUCAGGACUUUCAAAGCCGCCGCCAGGUAACCUUUCCCACCUUCCUCAGAUCGUCCCUUCUGAGCAGGUUUCUGGCCUGUCGAUUCCUGAAUCUCAGCCAGAGGCAGGUUUGGAAAUACGUAGCCCUCAGGGCGAUGACCACCAAAGCAUCAGAGGACAGUCGGGAAUUUCUGGACGGGCUACGGUAGGAACAGAAAGGAAAUCCAAGAGGGCAGAAGUUUUGUUCGGGAAGCUGAGCAAAAGUGACAGGCAUCCGGAAGCAUUCGUUUCUACCUCACGGGCAUUACACAACGAAGCCUUAACAUGGACCCGGCCUCUACGGAAAUUGAUAAGACCUCAGGGAUCUCUGCCAGGUGCUGGAACUGAGCAUCCUUUUAACAGCGAUAACGGGGCAGAAGAAGGCCUAAGGGAGUCUGAAACGACAAGAGUUUCUUUAGAGGUUACAGCCAGUCAGCAAGAAGGCAUGGCGAUUUUCAGCUUUGCAGAGAAGCAAGACAGUAGUCGGCAGACAUCUGGGCAGGGAACCGGGAUCCAUUCAGCAGACGGCCAAGAAGCUCUUAUCCCAGCAGAGGUUAUAUAUGGUCAUGAGACAGCCAUGGGAAAAGAUGAAAUAGGAUCGCAUAGGAAAAAUGGUGUUGCAGACGCAGAACCCCAAAAGGAAGAAGUCAGCCAGAAUGUAGAAGAGGCGGCUUUGAAAGACCCCAGUGAUGUUUGGACACAGGCGCAAAGAGAUGUUCCAGAAUUGUAUUUUCCCUUGCAGAAUGAAAAAUCGCCCAUGGACAAGGAUGUAAUUGAGUAUGAUUUAGAAUUCAGACAGAAGCCCUUGGAACUGAGGUGGGUCCUCUCAGUAGAAGACAAGAUAAACUUAGAGAGUGAACGAGAAGGCCAGCAAAGGGAAUGUGUGCCUCUCAAUAACACAACUUUGAGCAGUCGUGAGAUUUGCAAAGAUACUUACCAAAGACUGGACAACUUGGAAGAGACCAUCAGAGAACUCGAAAAGGCUAUCAGCGAAAUCAGCUUCCCCGCACCCAUAGAAUUGACAUUCCCUCAACUGAAAUCCAUUGACAGUGAGAAAGAAGAAAGAAAGAUGGACACCUUCGUGUCAGGAUGCGGCCACGCCGCUUCGGAGAGUAUGGCAAACCAUGGCCCACCCAAGUCUUCUCCAGCCAAUUCCAAACCAUCUCUGCUGCCCAAACCUCAGUUCCUGCUCAGUGGCAAUCCACAGAGCGGCGUCGGCGUCUCCAUCCCAGCCAUGAAGAUGGUCAACCCGGCAUCACGGCUGAAGCAAACACAGCAGGGCAGCCCAGACAAAAGCAAACACAUAAAGCAACGCAUGGAAUACAUGCGCAUCCAGGGACAGCAACAGGCCGCUAGAUCAACCAAGGACCCUAGCACGAUGAAUGAGACUUCAAGCCCUGUCUCAGAAAAACCUUCUUCGGGCAGGACCUCCAUCCCAGUACUGACUUCUUUUGGGUCACGGAACUCCUCCAUUUCAUUCUAAAAGCUCUUUUUGCCAGUUUCUCAUUCGGCUGUUUGACCACAACUGGGGGACGGGGGAAGGCUUGCGCCUGUCUUUCUGCUUUCCUCCUCCCCAGACCUUACUGAGGCAUCUAGAAAUGUCCCUCCCCUUAGACUUUCUAAGCUUCCUUCAGAGCAGCCAACCUGUGGCCUCACGUCCUCCUCCAAAAUGGCUGACCUGCAGUCUGUCUUGCCGCUCCCCCUCAAAAGGUCACUUUCUGCAUACUAAUGUGUUCCAGAAUGACCAGUUCACCGUCUCACAUCUUUUCUCUGAAAAUGAUCCCACCCUGGUUCAUUCUC